AUGCACACCGUGAGCAUUCGAUUCAAGAAAACAAAAAAAAAAAAACAUCGAUUCAAAGAAUCGGUGCACAAUUUUCCGAAAAGCUCGAUUCAAAGUGCACCCUCCGUGAAAGCGCUUAUUCAAGAGGACGGUGCACCCUCCGUGAAACGCUCGAUUCAAGAGGACGGUGCACCCUCCGUGAAACGCUCGAUUCAGAAGCGCUUCGAUUCAAGAGUGCACCCUCCGUGUGCUUCGAUUCAAGGGCGGUGCACCCUCCAUUUAAGCCUUCGAUUCAAGAGGACGGUGCACACUCCGGAAAUUCAAGGGGCCCGGUGCACAUUCCGUCAACGUCGAUUCAAAGAAAAUAUGCACACUCCAUUGAAACGCUUCGAUUCAAGAGGACGGUGCACCUCCGUGAAACGCUUUCGAUUCAAGAGGACGGUGCACCUCCGUGAAACGCGCUUAUUCAAGGACGGUGCACCUCCGUUAAACGCUCGAUUUAAGAGGACGGUGCACCCUCCAAACAAAUCGAUUCAAGAAGGGCGGUGCACACUCCGUGAAACGCUCGAUUCAAGAGGACGGUGCACCCUCCGUGAAACGCUCGAUUCAAGAGGACGGUGCACCCUCCGUGAAACGCUCGAUUCAAGAGGACGGUGCACCCUCCGUGAAACGCUCGAUUCAAAACACUCCAUUGGCCCUUCGAUUCAAGGGAUAGUGGACACUUCAUUAUAUGGCUGUAGAAUCUUCCAAAGUCAAUUGUCAAUGAAGUUACCCAAAAGAAGUUGGGAUAUUAAAAAGUCACGGAAUUUUCAGCCCUAG
Acanthosepion pharaonis is the source of this 798-nucleotide messenger RNA. Lineage: Eukaryota; Metazoa; Mollusca; Cephalopoda; Sepiida; Sepiidae. The record is from the annotation of a GenBank genome assembly.